This is a messenger RNA of Magallana angulata, 1654 nucleotides long. RefSeq lists its product as uncharacterized. Bases 104 to 1576 code for a protein of 490 amino acids. The transcript has 8 exons. The record is from RefSeq and is a predicted model, not a curated record. Lineage: Eukaryota; Metazoa; Mollusca; Bivalvia; Ostreida; Ostreidae.
GUGUUUUGUUGCUUUCUAUUUGUCACUCGAAAAAGUAAGCCUUCAAUGUCUUUAUGGAUGAGAAAAUGUCAGUCAAGAAGAGUCGUCUGCGUGGAGGUACGAUAUGGACGUACACAUGUAUAUAUACUGGAUACUUGGUCUGUUUGGAAUUUUACUGAAUUAUUUUUCAGAUGCAAUGGGUCAGUGUGUUAGAAGCGGAUUGGAUGUACCUGUACCAAACUAUGGCAUGAGCGUGUUAUCUUACCCUGACGAUUCAUCUCCAAAUUAUGGCCAAGCUUUAAACUGUAAGUGGUUGUUUCGAUCAGCUGACACAACGUUGAAGUUAAUAUUUCUUGUAACUGAGCAGGUCCAAUGUGGAGAUGUUUUGUUGGCAUAUGAUGGUACAACAAUGGGCGAUCGUAGGAUAGAUGAUGCUUUUUGCUCUCCCCAAACUGCACCCUCUGUAUCACGUUUCUACGUCACGUCGUCCAAUCAGAUGUUACUUAGCUUUAUCACGGACUCUACCACACACGCGCAGCUUGAAAAAGGCUUUAAGGUGGAAAUACUCUCUGCCAGACCAGUAGCAUAUGAAGCAGAGGCUUGCAACUCAAAUAUCAAAACUUUGGUAGCAACCAAGGACGAAGAAGUUUUAACAUCCCCAUCUUUCCCGGAAAAUUACAAAAGUAAUACAAAUUGCUUUUGGAACAUAACAUCUCCGACGGAAGACGGGACUAUCAGAAUCAAUGUGCUGUUUCUGGAUACAGAUGCAGAAGAUGGCGUUUGUUACGAUAACAUAACCACCUUUGACGGAGAAGAAAGGAAAGUGUUGUGCGACACGAAAAGUUUGAAACCGAAAUCAUUGUUGUUCAACUCCUCGUUUGUUCAGAUAAUAUUUUAUUCAGACGAUCAAAUAGAAAAUAGAGGAUUCCUGUUGAUGUACAGUUUCUUAGGGGAAGCAGCAACUUCUGAAUCAUCUACAUCUGCCACAAAAAUAACAACAGAAAUAAGUACAACCGAAGCUACACCAAUAACGUCAAAUGCAGAGACAACAACAAUGUCAAUUUCAGAAACAACUAUUUCAACAUCAGAGACAACAACGAUGUCAACUGCAAAAUCAACAACAAAGUCAACAUCAGGGAAAACAGCGAUAUCAACUGCAGAAUCAACAACAAAGUCAACUGCAGAAUUAACAACAACAAUGUCAACUUCAGAAACAACUAUGUCAACAUCAGAGACAACACCGAUGUCAACAUCAGAAUCAACAAUAGGAACCAUUACAACUGAAACAACAAUAUUAGAGACAACACAUUCCAUAACUCUAUCCAGUGGUUAUCCAACAGCAGGGACAACACAAAAUCGAACUCUGUUAUUAACCACUGAAGCUGUAAUAUCUCUGGUCGUGUUGUUAAUUGUUACGCUGGUUUUCGUUAUCAUAGCAUGCAUAGUGUUUUGUUUUGCCAAGAACAAAAACCGGAAACGUUCAACCGAUUUUUCUUGUUCCUUUGCCCCUCCACUCUGGAGACGCCAUUUCAUUGAAGUUGAUUAUUUACGGAAUAAAAGUGACCGUAAUAAACCAAAAAUAAGGCACGACAAAUGAACACGACUUUCGUGAAUUUUUAUUGUCUAACUUGGUUUUAUGUUGGAGAGAGAAAGAAAGAGAGAGAGAGAGAGAGAG